Molecule: messenger RNA, 4357 nt
Organism: Neolamprologus brichardi
Lineage: Eukaryota; Metazoa; Chordata; Actinopteri; Cichliformes; Cichlidae
Source: RefSeq, a predicted model, not a curated record
AACAACAACUAGCUGAGCUUCAGUUAACACCCAAGAAUUGAAAGUUUCAGAGCGUCACUGUAGGGCAGCAUGUCCGUAUCAGCAGGCGCGGCCCUUCUGUGGAUUUUACUUCUUACAUUCACUGUCUCCACCGUGUCAGGGGCCCAGAAGUUGACUCUCACUGCUGAACCAGGAGCCACUAUAAACAUCAGAAAUAAUAAUAAAGUCAAAGGUUGCAAAGUGUGUACAGGAUCGAUUAUUAAAAAAUGCAACGCUGGAUCUCUGAAUUAUUUAAAAGGAACUACUGUGGAAUUGAAAUGCUCCAGACCUCAAGAUGUAUUCAGUAUAGAAAUUGUACGGCGUAUAACUUGCACCACGGAGUCAUGCAGUGGUCACAUCAUCCAGACUGACUUCAGCUCGACUGAUGCGCUGCGUUUUAACCGCACGUUUACCUGGAAUCUAGAGGCCACAGCGCCAAAAGCUUUCCAAAUAGAUUUCACUAACACGGGUCUUAAACAGAUCAAUCCAUCUGAGAAAUGUCCAGACAGACACACCUACACCCUCCAGGCCUUCCAGUCUACGGGCAAUGUGGCUGUGGGGAAGUACUGCAGAAGUGGCACCAUCAGCAGUGCUCAGGUUUUGAAAAGCGGCAGCUUUUCUGUGGACGUCCCAGCAGAGCAGAAGCUGCAAAAUGACAAGUUUGAUGUGACUGUGCGGGAAAAAAUCAAGUCUCUUGCCCGAAUUUCUCUGACUUUACCAAAAGGGACCUCUUCCUCAGAGCUGCUCUCGCCGGACUACCCAGAGAGUUUUCCUGAUGACGACACCAUGGAGUGGUACUUUCACAUCCCAGACAAACACGGGGUUGAUGUUCAGUUUCUAAAGCUCACACAGCCAGAUUGUGUGAAGAAGGAAGUAGCAGUGGAGUACCACCAGAAAGGCAGGGUGACAUCGGUUCUGGGGCUAAAUGAGACACAGCCGCUCCAGAACCAGGGAGACUUUUUGCUCACGCUGAGGAACUGCGAGAUGGAGAGAGCACCUGCUGAUUCUCCUGGACUCACCUUCACCCUCAAGGUGUCUGCUUCCAGCCCAGCUUCAACAGCACUUUUAAACAUCAUCCUGGGUGUAGUGGCUACUCUGCUGGUCAUUUCUGUCAUAGUGCUAGUUGUAAUGAUUAGGAAGAACAAGAAGAAGAAGAAGAAGAAGAAGAAGAAAGGCAAUCAUGAAGUUGCUGUCUAUAAUCCAAAUGGCAUCAACUUCUUACCAGGAUACAAAUCCCCAGACGUGCUGGGGACUUGUAAAGAUGAUGAGUCCCAUGUGUACGAAGAGAUUGAUGACACCCUCGUCUACACACACCUGCUGAAAAGGGCUGCAGAGACUGGCAACUAUGAAGAAACAUGUAAACCUGUUUCAGGGCACAGAGACUCUCAAAAGCCACUGCUCUCAUCACAGCAGGGCCCUCCACGCCCCAACAAGCCACCAAGCAAAAUCCGAACCCCGGUGGACAAUACAAUUUACCAGAAUAUGAUUUACCAGCCUAAGGAUCAAAGUGAGGACGAAAAGCUCCCGAAUCUGGGGGCCUCGACUGGAGCUAGAGGGAAGCAACUGAGCAGAAGACUAGACUCAUACUGCAGAAGUGGCACCAUCAGCAGUGCUCAGGUUUUGAAAAGCGGCAGCUUUUCUGUGGACGUCCCAGCAGAGCAGAAGCUGCAAAAUGACAAGUUUGAUGUGACUGUGCGGGAAAAAAUCAAGUGGACCUCUUCCUCAGAGCUGCUCUCGCCAAACUACCCAGAGAGUUUUCCUGAUGACGACAUCAUGGAGUGGUACUUUCAGGUCCCAGACAAACACGGGGUUGAUGUUCAGUUUCUAAAGCUCACACAGCCAGAUUGUGUGAAGAAGGAAGUGGCAGUGGAGUACCACCAGAAAGGCAGGGUGACAUCGGUUCUGGGGCUAAAUGAGACACAGCCGCUCCAGAACCAGGGAGACUUUUUGCUCACGCUGAGGAACUGCGAGAUGGAGAGAGCACCUGCUGAUUCUCCUGGACUCACCUUCACCCUCAAGGUGUCUGCUUCCAGCCCAGCUUCAACAGUACUUUAUCAGUUUCAUUUGAGAACCUCUUUCCGUUCAGAUUGUAGUUCUGGUAAAUGUCCUGAUCCAGUCAGUCUGUCGGUGCCUCUGCUGCCAUCAUGCCUCCCUGCACCUCUGAGCCGUGUGACGUGGACACUGCGUCCCGGUCAGCACGGCACGGUAAAGCUGAUUUCUCCCAACGGGCCCCUCAAGCAGUCCCUACCUGGACAGCUAUGUGAUGACAGCAUCACUAUUGACGUGGCAGAAGAGAAUGGAACAACUAUUGGGACCUUCUGCCCCAACGGAGCCAUACAGACCGUCCACAUUCACACAAGUGUGUCUGUCACAUGGUGGUCCAGCAUGAAUGCUAAAGCACCAAGAUCGGCUGUGUUGAAUGCCAGUUUUGAAAAAGAGAUUACAGAAAGAUACAUAUUCACCGUUUCUCCAAAGAGAGACACCCCAGAACUUGUGGCUACUCCAGCUUGGCCAGCGGGAAUGAAGGCCCACUCCACCGUCUCCUGGAUUGUCUCAGUUCCUCCGAAGAUGGAGGCGCAGCUGAUUUUUACCAAGCUCAGCCAGCCCAAGUGCAUCAACCGCCACACCAACAUCCGGGUGCAAAGAAUGGGCAGCACCAAGGAGGACUACAGCCGCAGGGAGGAUGAGGUGGCCAAUAGCGAGCUCACGGUCUCUGAGAGCUUCUACCUCAACAUGUCCAACUGUUUGCCUGAAAGAGGAAACUUCAGCGUAAUUACCAAGAUCUCCCUGCAGAAGAGCAAGGGCUCCAUCAGCUGCUUCUUUUGCAGUCCUGAUGGCUGUGUUUCUGUGUGGUCCCUUCACGCCUGGCAGGGUGAGGACUCAGCCUACUUCAACAGCCGAGUGGCUGUAGCUCAGGAGCUUCAGGAGAAGCAGCCUAAGCAAGGACACCCAGAACCUCCUUCUUCCCAACUACCCCCUCCAGCUUAUCUGGAGGAAUACUGCUGCAUUUCCAGGAAGAAGAAGAAGAAGCUCAAUCACGAAGUCUCUGUCUAUAAUCCAAAUGGCAUCAACUUCCUGCCAGGAUACAACGGACCCCCGAAAACACACGAAGACGAUGACGCUCACGUGUACACCUCCAUCGACGACACACUCGUCUACACACACCUGCUGAAAAAGGGUGCAGAUAUUGGCAUCUAUGGAGAAACAUACCAACAUUUCACGGGACACACAGACUCUCAAAAGCCACUGCUCUCAUCACAGAAGGGUCCUCCACUUCCCAACAGGUCUCCGGGCCAAGAACAAACCCUGAUGGACCAAAGUGAGGACGAACAGUCUUCAAAUCUGGGGCCUCGACUGGAGCCAGAGGGCGGCAACUGAGCAGAAGAUUGGACUUGACUAUUUGAUUUUUCUCUUGACCCACUUGGACUUUGGGAUAUUUAUUCCCCGUGUGUUUGCUCGCUGUUCAGACCCACAAAAGUCGCUUUUUUUGCAUUGAGUGCAGCUUUUGCACUAGAGUGAGGCACACACAAACAGCUUCCAAACCUGUCUGCAGCUGUUACAGCGUUUUGUCUCAGGUUAAGGUUCUUCUUUUUCAAAAGCAGCUCAAGAUCAAGUGAUCAUUCCUUCUACACAGGUUUUUAGUUUUUAUAAAGAGGUCUUCUGUUGCUUUCAGGCAAUGAAUGUUUUCCAUUUGUGAUAUUUUGUAAAUACAUUAUAUCGUUAUCAGAACACAACGGUCUGGACUGCAGCAGCCGUAUGUUGUAGCAGCAUGUCCUUCUGUUGUUCAUUGUUGCUUUUUGUUUUCUAGCUGUAGCGUCAUUACACCAUAAAUGAGCCUUACAGAUGGGUCAGGCUCCCUUUAGAAAUUAGUAAAGAUCUUAUAGUUGUUUUCAGUCAUUUGUGUUACUGGGAUGGUGCCAAACUAAAACCGAGCAUUUGAGAAGCUCAAGCUUAAAGUGCUACUAGUGCAUACUGAGACUGUAUAUCAUGAUCAGCACUGAUCAGUAGUUAAAAAAACUGUUUCACCAUUUGUUGUGAGGACAGACACAGCCCCUCUUUUGGAUUACGAUGAGAAAAAUUUACAUUUAUUUGCAUUUAUUUAGUAGUGAGCUGUAAGAUAUUGCUGUUUAAAUGUCCCUUAUUCUAGCAUGAGCCUAAACACGAAAGAGAAAAGUUUUCUUUCAAGGCAUGCGUCUGUCCUCUUUGAGGAAAAGUGCUUCAGAAGGACUUUGGUCUUGAAAAUUCCUGUUCCCUGCCGAGCGUGGCCAUAAAUGUUUUACAGUCUCAGUGGCUCACAGUGAGUAAAGAAACUUUAGAGGAGCCUUUAAAAUCCGGAAGU